This is a messenger RNA of Lingula anatina, 2315 nucleotides long. Its product is annotated as palmitoyltransferase ZDHHC16. NCBI's taxonomy places the organism in Eukaryota, Metazoa, Brachiopoda, Lingulata, Lingulida, Lingulidae. The record is from RefSeq and is a predicted model, not a curated record. Gene Ontology annotation, molecular function: palmitoyltransferase activity.
AUAACGCAAUUUAAGUAGCUAGAAAAUAGGAAUGUAUAGAAAAAACAAGAAACGUUUAUCUAAGUUGAACCAAAAUAGAGAAAUUAUUUACAUCCUAAGGAGCAUGUACCAUUCCCAUUUUCUUUUCAGUAUUUUGCUCUCCUUGUCAACAUCUAUUUGACAAACAUUUUUUUAUGGCCAUGCUUAGCCUACCUUCGUGUGGAUCACGUCGACAGAUUUAAUAAUGGUCAUCAUUUUCAUAUCACAGACAGGGCAGUGAUACAAGGAAGAAACUGGAAUAGUUGACCAUUGCAACAGGAAUCGGGAGAAAUGCCAAGAUUUCACUGCAGAAUUGGUCUACUUCUGCAAAAUGUGAAGGAUUAUAUGAACAAACAAUGGAGAUUGCUUAUAAUUACAUAUAGAACUCUUUUCUAUAACUCAUUUACGUCAUGGGGCAUAGCACUGGACACUGCCAUGGAGCCUCUGUUUUGGCUUGUAGAAAGACUAGCAAAACACUUAGGACCAAUAUUUGUAUGUCUAGUCACGAUUCUCACUUCAUCUGUGGUGCUGAUUUUUUACAUCUAUAUAUUGCCUCAUGUUCAUCACACUAGUACUGGCUGGACUGUUUUCCAUCUUAUCUUUGGACAUUGGCUGCUGGUCAAUAUAGUGUUCCAUUAUGUAAUGGGUGUGUGCACUCCACCUGGGUCUCCACCAGAGAAAGUCACAGAAGUUGUGUCAAUAUGCAAAAAGUGCAUUAGUCCCAAGCCUCCAAGGACUCACCAUUGUAGUGUGUGCAAUAAAUGUGUGCUCAAAAUGGACCACCAUUGUCCAUGGCUGAACAAUUGUGUCGGCCACUAUAACCACCGUUACUUUUUCAUGUUUAUGGUAUACAUGUGGAUAGGGGUGGUGUAUGUUUGUGCCUCUGUUUUUGAACUCUUCAAACAAGAAUUCUUUGGUGUUAAUAGCAAGGGUUUCAGUUUAGUUUUUCCAACACUUAUGGCUCCAUUUGCUGUGUCAAGUGAUCUCUAUUCUUUCAAACAAGAAGCCAUUGGCGUGUGCUAUGAUUGGAGCUGGGAAGAUGAGAUGCAAAUGUGUUGGGCCAAUGAGACAAUAUCAGACAUGGAGCAUUUACAAUCCCUGGAACAAAACUUUGGAAUAUACCAUUUCUGUGUAAUUUAUGAGUUUUUACUGUGUAGUGGAGUUAUCAUAGCCUUGGGACUGUUAAUGCUGUGGCAUGCAUUGCUUAUUACCAGAGCAGAGACAAGCAUUGAAGUGCACCUGAACAAGAGAGAUAAAAAGAGGAUGAAAAGUCAGGGAUUGGUGUUUAAGAAUCCAUAUAACUUUGGUCGUCUACAAAAUUGGAAGCAUUUCUGGGGCCUAAGAGAUGGAAGAUCUUUUAUUCGACAUGUAUUGUUUCCAUCAAGACACAAACCUAUAGGAAAUGGAAUCACAUGGGAAACGGCAACAUAUAAAAUAGAAAAAGAGUUACACGAUAUCUGAUAUUAAAAUCAUUAGUAACUUUUAAUGAAGUAGAUUUAGCAUUAUUUUGAGAUAAAUGUGAUGGAUCACAAAAGAAGCAAAUGUGGAGGAGCACAACUUCCCAGAUUGAAUUUUUAUGUCAAGUGUAAUAAGAUGACCUUAGAUUUUAUCUUUUCUUUUAAAGGAACUGCUUGUUAGAAUUUUGCGUAGAAAAGAUGGCAUUUCCAAGGGACUAAUUAUGACCAGUGUGACCCAUUUUAAACUUAUUUUAGAAAUAACAGUAUAGUAUAUUAAAUGUAUGUCUUUUAGACCAUUCUUUCUUCACUUCAGAUAAAAUGCAAUUUUUGAGCAGUAUUUAUCUAAAAAGAAUAGUAAUUUUCACCUACUCAUUAGUUAUUGUUAAACCUGCUCCUGCUAUUGGAUUUUUCAUAAGCCUUUUUAAUCAAAUACUUUUAGUUCUAAUUGUUCACCAUAAUGACCGUUUAAAUGGCCACAUCUGUUAAUUGGGAUUUUUAUAAUUUUCAAGGUCUGAAUUGGGAAACAAAAGUACCUUUAUAGAAUGUGCAGACAGUAAUUUUUACUUUCCAACAUUUUCAAAUGAAAAAAAUAUACUUUUAAGAAUGAAGUUACGUGCCUCAAGGACAGAUCAUAGGGUGUUAAAAGGAAAAUCUAAUAUCUAGACAGCAAAAUUAUGAAAAGGAAAUACAUUAUUAUUUGAAGCAUUACCAUGGCAUCAAUUUUUUUAAAUCUCAGUUCAUAUAGAUAUUUUGUAUUCUAAUACUUUAUUCCAAGUGUGUAAUGUAUUAUUACACUAUGUAUGCAAAAAUCAUUUUAAAUAAAACAAUUUCAUGAGACCA